UUGGUGGCACGUCUUCUGCUCUGACGCGGCUCUCUGGCUGGUUGACUGUCUGUCAGGGAAGACUCGCAUCUUCUCCUGCCUGGUAAAAUGUCUCCGUAGCAGAAAUAUAACCUACAGAAAAUGAACAAAACGAGGCGACAGCUACAGUAAACCGACGAGUCCCUGAAGCUGUUUUUUCUAUCAUGGAUGGUGCAGCUGAGCCCGUGUAAACCACAUUUACUCAGUCUUAUUUUCACGCCGCUCUCAGACUGGAUGACUGGAGAUGAGGCUAAGCAGCCCGAGACCACAUCAUGAGUAUCCAGAGCCUGGGAGGAGCUAUCGGGGAAUCCCUGGGCUCUAGCCUGACUGUGCGUAUGAGCGGAGCAGGUGGAGGCUGGAGCGCUCUCUCACUGAAACCUGUUUCUUCAGGGAGGAUUGCCUCUCUAUUCCAGACCAUGGUGCCCACUGGAUACACCAAACUACAGGAGGAGCGGCUAUCCAUGGUGGACCUCGGAGCUAAACCUGAAACCAGCCCGCUCCAGAACGGCUACAGACAAGAGACAUCGCAUAUCGAAGGCCGGCGGCUCCUGGACCGGGCCUCUCGGUCAUCUCUAUCUCUAUCUGACUGUGGAGAUGGAGGCUACUCAGAGACGGAGCCCAUGCUGGCUGAGAGGAGGCUGUCAGGGGAGGAGGCAGAUGUAGAGGAAGAGGAGGAGAAAGAGGAGCAGGAAGGGCAGGGAACUCACAUGCAGAAUAUGCCCAAAGAGUCGCCACUCGCCAUGGCGCUGCAGAUCUUGUUGCCUUUCCUGCUGGCUGGAUUUGGAACCGUUUCAGCUGGAAUGGUGCUCGAUAUUGUGCAGCACUGGGAGGCGUUCCGCUACAUCACGGAGAUCUUCAUCCUGGUUCCUGCUCUGCUCGGCCUCAAGGGAAACCUGGAGAUGACGCUGGCUUCAAGGCUGUCAACAGCUGUGAAUGUGGGCAAGAUGGACUCUCCCAUAGAGAAGUGGAAUCUAAUUAUAGGCAACCUGGCGCUGAAGCAGGUUCAGGCCACUGUGGUGGGAUUCUUGGCUGCAGUAGCGGCCGUGGUUCUCGGUUGGAUCCCAGAGGGGAAGUUCCAGAUGAGCCACGCUGUGCUGCUCUGCUCCAGCAGUGUUGCGACGGCCUUCAUAGCCUCCCUGCUGCAGGGUAUCAUCAUGGUUGGUGUAAUUGUGGGUUCGAAGAAGACGGGCAUCAACCCAGACAAUGUAGCCACACCCAUCGCCGCCAGUUUCGGUGACCUCAUAACCUUGGCGAUCCUGGCCUGGAUAAGCCAGGGCCUCUACAAGUGCCUGGAUUCCUACCCAUAUGUGUCGUCGCUGGUCUGUGCUUUCUUCAUGUGUCUCACUCCUCUGUGGAUCGUCAUCUCCUCCAAACACCCGGCCAGCCGCACCCUGCUCUACUCCGGAUGGGAGCCAGUCAUCACCGCCAUGGUCAUCAGCAGCAUCGGCGGGCUCAUCCUGGACAAAACGGUGUCUGACCCAAAUCUGGCUGGCAUCGUGGUCUACACCCCGGUUAUCAACGGAAUCGGGGGUAACUUGGUCGCGAUCCAGUCCAGCAGGAUCUCCACUCACCUGCAUUUCCACUGUGCUCCGGGAGAGGUCCCCGAAGAGGCCAAAGGCUGCUACUACCCAUGCCGCACAUUCUUUGGUACAGGGGCCAAUCAUCGCUCAGCUCAGGUGCUCUUCCUUUUGGUGAUCCCCGGUCACCUGAUCUUCCUUUACACCAUCCACCUGAUGAAGAGCGGACACACCACCCUGACGCCCAUCUUCAUGUCCGUCUACCUGGCUGCUGCUACGCUGCAGGUGUUGCUGCUGUUGUGCAUCGCUGACUGGAUGGUUCACUCCAUGUGGCGGAGCGGAAAAGACCCGGACAGUUUUUCCAUUCCCUACCUGACGGCUCUGGGCGACCUGCUGGGCACCGCCCUGCUGGCGCUCAGUUUCCACUUCCUGUGGGUGAUAGGAGACCAGGACAGCGACGUGGGUGACUGAGGCGACGGUAAAACAGAAAGGCGUCUGCAGGCGGAGGGAACGUCGCUGCCCGCCAGCCGACUUCUCACGACCAGAAGCAUUGUGGGAAUGUUUGUGCUCUCUGUCGCUGGUCAGCACAUUCCUCUCCUUCAUUUCACUCAAACCACAGGAUGGUUUAAAAACUAUUUUCUGCUCCUGGCUUUUUUUCUACUCACAUAAUAACUCCAUAAAUUUAGACUGUUCUCAGCUCAGAUUCUGAUCUGCAUAGUUUGCACCAAAGCACUUGCAUAUUAUAACGCUGGUUCCUGUUGGGGGGGGGGGCACCGAGGGAACCUCGCUGCUUUUUGCGAGCUGGUCUAAUCCGCGGUCGGAGGUCUUUUACUCAAAAUAAAAUAUCCUUGGCAGGCAGCUAUUUCUGGGAUUUACCACCCAGUGUAUCACCUGUCUGAUGUAUUUCUACUCUCCGUCUGUGGAGGGACGCAGAGGGAGUAAAAAAAAAAAGAAAAAAAAGCAAAGCUCAACUCUUAAAAUCACAUUUUUAUCAGCUGUGUUUGCAGCUCUGUCAGAACCAGGAAAAAAAGGGAAUCACUUAUUUAGAUUAGUGGUACGAUAAUUUAACAUCCAAUUCUGUCUUAACUUGUUUUUAUUUGUGCCAGUGUUUUUAUCUCUCUGCGACGACAAGGCGGGCUCUUCAUCCUGACUGAAUUUAAACUUGAGUUGUCUAACUCAUUCUAGUGUCUGCUUUCCUUUAUAUGUACACAAGUGCAUUAACGAACCAUGUUCAACCCGUACAUUUCAUGAAGUCCAGUCUCCUGAAUCAACACUAAGUUUUACUCUGAAGAGAGUCAAAUGUUCAGUGAAGUUGAGAGAAAAUGAAUUAAAUUGAGCGCAUUAAUGUCCAAUUAGGUAAAGUUCACACUAACAGCCUGACGACCAGGUAUCAGGUUGUGGCCCAGGUGUAGCAAGCAAGCGAACGCUGUGACUGUGCAAACUUAGCUUAGCAUACAAACUAGGACAGCAGGAUUAAAGAGUUAGAGUGGUAUAGAGGGGUAAGGAUGUUUUUCGGGAUGACAACUGGAAUGUCCGACUUCCGAGAUCAAAUUGAACGCGUCAUGACAUUAGCUGAAUUAGCAACAGUCGAUGCCGCAGUGAGCAAAAUGAACGUUGUCCAAUCCCAAUUUAAAGACGUAGCUGCAGGGCUGCGGGAAUAGGUCAGUUCUUGCAUUGGAUCAACCAGAUGACACAUUUACUCGAUUAUGUAAGCUCAUAGCCAAUCACUUGUUCAGUUGUAGCCUCCUGAAGAUGCUAACAGCCC
Labrus bergylta (ballan wrasse) is the source of this 3300-nucleotide messenger RNA. RefSeq names its product solute carrier family 41 member 2b (gene slc41a2b). Gene Ontology annotation, molecular function: monoatomic cation transmembrane transporter activity. Gene Ontology annotation, cellular component: plasma membrane. NCBI's taxonomy places the organism in Eukaryota, Metazoa, Chordata, Actinopteri, Labriformes, Labridae. The record is from RefSeq and is a predicted model, not a curated record. Gene Ontology annotation, biological process: monoatomic cation transport.